GAGUGACGCCGGUACCUGCUUUAUUACAGCCUUCCUGCCGCCGCCAGCCUUCUCUUCGGUGUAAACGAGAUAGGCCUCUGCAAACUGCUAUGCAUGAUUUCGUCUUUUGCACCAUACAUUUCACGAGUCGUGGGCUCUAAUAGACUUUCACCAUCGGCCUUCACGUCGAGCCAUGGAGUCCCCGCAUAAUCUUGGAGGGAAUUACUGGGGGACCCUGAUCAACGCCGACAAGAGUGCUGCUCCGCUUCUCGAGCAGCUCUGUCUGGGGCUUGUGCAGUUGAUGCUCAGCUUCGAGUCGUCAUCCCAUGGAUCAUCCGAAUUGACCCCCGACAAACUCGCCAGGUUCUAUCGCGAACUAGGCGGCAAUUGUGACGCCCUCUUUCUCGAAACCAAAGGCCCCGCGUUGUCAUUCAUCUACCAGGCCCUCGGCUGCUUCCAUACUCUGCAGCCCACCAAAAACCCAUUCGAAGCCCCGUGCAUCCCGGCCUUGCUACCCAUGGGCUUUGUGCGCUGGCAGGUGAUUCAACUCCUGCUCAGCCCAGACGAGCAUUCACAGUAUCUGCAAAGCGCGGUGAGUCGAUGGGACGUGCCCAAUCCGACUGGGGGCACCUUCCCCAAGGUGAUCCCACGAGAAGCUUUUCCAGAAUCGCCCGAUCAAGCCAUGCUACAGUGGCACGAGAAGGUAAGCCGACGGCUCGAAAAGGACCACGUACACCGGAACACUCCUCGGCCGUCGCCGGGCGAAUUUGGUCGGUAUAAUAGUAAUAAUAACAAUAACAACAUCCCUACGAAUGGCUCGCGGGGGAGGACUAUUUUUCGCAGGAAAAUGCCUACCGCUAUCAUGACCCACGAGGGCAUUCUGACAUGGAUGACGAGGCUCACCGACACCGACGACGUCGCAGCCCGGAUACUGUCCGACGCUCGCGCUUGCAUCGAUUCGAAGGAGCAUUUGACCAACAUGGCACACCGCGCCCAGCCUCGCGGAACUCGUCGCCGCGAAACAAAGCUUCACCUGCAUCUGUACGCAUUCCUACACGCUCGAAAUCCACGCGUACGCGCACCAAACAAGCUCCGCUUCCUCGUAAAUACCGGUCCGAGCCAUCGUCUGACUCAUCCAUCGAUGAAACUCUUUUCUCUAGCCGACGACAACGUAGCUCGGUCGAUGACGACCAGCCGCUUGGCCGCUCCUACCGUCUGUCCCCCAGCCUCGACGCAGAAAAUGCCCGACGACACUCGCACGACGCUACGCACUACAAACGAGACCGAGAGCCAUGGCGGGCCAGUCCUCGACAUCCCCAUCCACACCCACCCUCGAAGAUGAAAUUCUACGAGAACAUGUUCGACGAGCAGCCAACGCCACGCACAACCCGAGACCCUGACGCACCCUUACCGUACGAAAUCACAACCAAUGUUCCGCGCGUGCACAUCCGUCCCGACGGCACCCCCGUCGAGGUCCGCGCCAAAAGCUUUAGUAAUGGGACCCACAGC
Messenger RNA from Talaromyces proteolyticus, 1488 nucleotides. RefSeq lists its product as uncharacterized. NCBI's taxonomy places the organism in Eukaryota, Fungi, Ascomycota, Eurotiomycetes, Eurotiales, Trichocomaceae. The coding region runs from base 173 to 1321 and encodes 382 amino acids. The transcript is spliced from 2 exons. The record is from RefSeq and is a predicted model, not a curated record.